ACCAUCUCUGAUUGGUUGUCGCUUCAGAGGCACAACAAUGGCGACCAAGAAAGCACAUGGACAGAAGUUGGAUAUUUUAAAUGACAUUAAAGCUAGCACGAACAAAUGUACAGAAAGCAGAAAGGAGUCAAAUAAAAUUAUUGACAUAAUAUCAUAUGCACAGUCUUCAGAUAAAGAUGUUUUACUGGCCUGUGUUCGAGCAUUUCACAAAAUGUUUGUCAAGUUCCUGACAGCAGGAGAGAUGUUCCUAGAAAUGAUACCUACAGACACAACUGAUAAAGGCUUAAGUAAAGAAGUUCAAUACAAAGUUUGGCUGAUGGACUGUUAUCAGGACACGAUUGAUUGCCUCAUCCAACUUUUACGAUCUGAAUACUCAUCUAUACAGGAGCUAGCUCUAUGUACCUUGAUGAAGUUUGUUGAGACAGAAGGAAAAAACCCUGUGACAAAAAUUUCCUCAAAAAAGUCACAUUUUCCAGUAGCUCUGUUUACGAAAUUGAUGAAGCAGCUCAUGAACACAGAGACUAACCUUCAGGAUCUUAUAGGUAAAUUUCAGGAGUAUCUGGCCUACGAUGAUGUCAGAUUUCAUGUGUUGAAAUGCACCAUGAUGGACCUUAAGGAAAAACGGAAUACGACACCUGGAAACCUAUAUCUGAACAACAUCUUUGCCAUCCUGGAGCGUGUAAGCUUUCCAGCAUCUCCAGAGGAAAACCUCACAACCUUCCUGACCACACAGCCAGAUGAAGAUGUCCAACUGAAGAUAGCAACAUUGAAGGAACACAAACGUUUGUUCACUACCUCUUGGGUAACAUUCCUCGCCUUCCAGCUGCCAACUAAUCUGUAUCGGCGGACACUGGUCAUUCUCCAUGAUAAAGUAAUGCCGUAUAUGACAAGUCCUCUGAUGCUGUGUGACUUCCUCACAGAGUCCUAUAACAUAGGUGGUGCUAUCAGUCUGCUGGCUCUAAAUGGCAUAUUUGUGUUGGUCCAACAAUACAAUCUAGAUUACCCAGACUUCUAUGGAAAGCUGUAUGCUUUAUUUGAGCCAUCUGUCUUCCAUGCCAAAUACAGAGCGAGAUUCUUCUAUUUAGCGGAUCUAUUUUUGACAUCCACCCAUCUGCCAGCUUACCUGGUCGGAGCAUUUGCCAAGCGACUGGCGAGAAUUUCGUUGGCGGCUCCUCCUUCCGGCCUGACUGUAUCCAUACCCUUCAUCUAUAACCUGAUACACAGACAUCCCAACUGUCGAGUGUUACUACAUCGAACAGAGGGACCUUCAGAAAUACAUGAUGACCCCUACGACCCCAAUGAACCUGACCCCACCAAGUGCCAUGCCAUGGAGAGCUCUCUAUGGGAACUGAAGACUCUACAGUCCCACUUUCAUCCUGACGUGGCGAGAAGUGCGCAGAGGAUAGACGGUGAAAUCCAAACAAUAGAAACGGAUCUAUCCGACCUGUUUGAAACCUCUUACGAUGAUUUGUUUGACAAAGAAACGCGAAAGAAGGUGAAAUUUGUGCCUGUGAACUUUGAGACCCCAAAGGGACUGCUGGGGUCCAAAUCUGACAGAAUUAAGCUGUGUUGGAGACUUGAAUGAUCUGGAGUAGUAGCAGGGAGGGAAGGGAGGAGGGAGAAACAGAGAAGGGAUAAGAGGGAAAGCUGAACUAGUGUUUGAUGAAUGAUCAAUAUUUAUAUUGGCAGCCAAAGAGAAAAUGAAAAUAAAACAAUGAAAAUAAAAA
Molecule: messenger RNA, 1727 nt
Organism: Mizuhopecten yessoensis (Yesso scallop)
Lineage: Eukaryota; Metazoa; Mollusca; Bivalvia; Pectinida; Pectinidae
Product: nucleolar complex protein 4 homolog
Exons: 14
Coding region: 38-1585 (515 amino acids)
Biological process (GO): ribosome biogenesis
Cellular component (GO): Noc4p-Nop14p complex; small-subunit processome; nucleolus
Source: RefSeq, a predicted model, not a curated record